CGCGCCUCGGAGCGGCACAUGCGCAGUACUUGACAUUUUGAAGUAGCUUCUCCGGAGUGUUUGAACAGGAAGGCGGACAUGUUGGUCAGGCUGUAUGAGAAAUUCGGUCACAGUCUGCGAUUGUAUUCCGAAAAAACAACAUCCAGCCAAGUUGGAUCGUAGUUCUACCCCGCGGAGGAGUUCCGGCAGCCGGACGGGAACUAUUCGACGGGCCUUGACAGACACCGGGGCGAAGCGGAAGGGCUGCCGUUCAACGUUCAGCGACUCCUCGUUUUAAACUGUUCGAAAUUUGGAAGAAGCAGAAGUUUUUUUCUCCACCACUUCUACUUUUGAGCUGUCAGAAUCAUUCAGUCGUUUCCUCCAAACUAGGCCUGCGAAACAUGGAAACGGGCCCGGACUAGCCAACUUUCAAACAUUAAAAAAAAAAAAAAACUUUUCGGGAAGAUUUUGCACGAACGUGUUAUUUGUCUUUUGUUUCGAUGCAGCAGCGUUUUAAGCCCUUAUCCUCAGUGGCAUCCUAAUCUGUCGCCGCAAUUAUCUUUGCACGGAAGUUGUUUGCCACUCACGGACGGGAAAACAUCUUCCGACUUCGACAAUCAUGUGGCGUGUCCAGUGCCCCGUUAACGUCUCGAUUUUUUGUGGAAAUUUCCGGAGGAGGAUGCAUUUUCUCUGAAGCGCGGUGGAAAAGUUUGCGCGAAGAAAGGGACGUUUGGCCAUCUAGCUAGCGCCGCGGCUAACUGCUAGCCAUUCCACCGCCUCGCCAGGGAGCUCUUUUUUUGUUUUUAACUCAACACGGGGGACUAAGUUUGGCAGGAAAAUGUCCUCCGAGAUAAACAUGGAGGGUCGGUUUGAAAAAAUCGAUGCCAUGUUGAAGGACCCAAAGUCGGAAAUAAACACGGAUUGUCUUCUGGAUGGCUUGGAUGCUCUGGUGUAUGACCUUGACUUCCCUGCCUUAAGGAAAAACAAGAGCAUUGACAACUUUUUGAAUAGAUACAAAGAAACCAUUAGUAAAAUCCGGGAUCUACGUAUGAAAGCAGAGGACUAUGAGGUGGUUAAAGUUAUUGGAAGGGGGGCAUUUGGAGAAGUUCAGUUGGUGAGACACAAAGCAACAAGGAAAGUCUAUGCUAUGAAACUGCUGAGCAAGUUUGAAAUGAUCAAGAGGUCAGACUCUGCUUUCUUCUGGGAGGAGAGGGACAUCAUGGCUUUUGCCAACAGUUCAUGGGUGGUGCAGCUCUUCUUUGCGUUCCAAGAUGAUCGCUACCUCUAUAUGGUGAUGGAGUACAUGCCCGGCGGUGACUUGGUGAACUUGAUGAGUAACUAUGAUGUCCCAGAGAAGUGGGCUCGCUUUUACACUGCUGAGGUGGUUCUGGCGCUGGAUGGAAUCCACUCCAUGGGCUUCAUUCACAGGGAUGUGAAGCCUGACAACAUGUUGUUAGACAAAGCAGGUCACCUCAAGCUUGCAGACUUUGGGACCUGCAUGAAGAUGAACAAGGAUGGAAUGGUACGAUGUGACACAGCAGUAGGAACUCCAGACUACAUUUCCCCUGAGGUACUAAAAUCCCAGGGAGGAGAUGGAUAUUAUGGCAGAGAGUGUGACUGGUGGUCAGUGGGAGUGUUUCUCUUUGAAAUGCUAGUUGGUGACACUCCCUUCUAUGCAGACUCUCUGGUUGGGACUUACAGCAAAAUUAUGAACCACAAGAAUGCCCUGACCUUCCCCGAUGAUAGCGACAUUUCCAAUGAUGCAAAGAAUCUCAUCUGUGCUUUUCUGACAGACAGGGAAGUUCGACUUGGCCGUAACGGUGUCGAUGAAAUCAAGAGGCAUCCUUUCUUCAAGAACGACCAGUGGACAUGGGAGAACAUCCGAGACACCGCUGCCCCCGUCGUCCCCGAGCUCAGCAGCGACACCGACACCAGUAACUUUGAUGACAUCGAGGAGGACCGGGGAGAAGAGGAGACCUUCCCCAUACCAAAGGCCUUUGUGGGGAACCAGCUCCCUUUUGUUGGCUUCACGUAUUACAGCAACCAAGAUCUUUUACGCUGCUCCACUUCUGCGAAGGCCCGUGAAAAACAUAGUAGUUCUGCAAAAGAAGACAAAAGUCAUCUGGAGAGUCUGCAGAAACGCAUCCACCAGCUGGAGGAGCAGCUUCACGGUGAAAUGCAGCUGAAGGAUGAGCUGGAGCAGAAGUGCAGGGCAUCCAACACAAGGAUUGAAAAAAUCGUGAAGGAACUGGAUGAGGAGGCGAACCUGAGGAAGACCGUGGAAGCAAGCAUGUCUCUGCUUGAGAAGGACAAGAUGAUGCUGCAGCACCGAUUCACAGAGUACCAAAGAAAGGCCGACCAGGAGGCGGAGAAGAGGCGCAACCUGGAGAACGAAGUGUCAACUUUAAAGGAGCAGCUUGAAGACAUGAAGAAGAUCAGCCAGAACUCACAAGCAUCAAAUGACAGGAUUGUCCAGCUGCAGAAGCAGCUGGAAGAGGCCAACAACAUGCUACGCGCAGAAUCCGACACAGCAGCGAGACUCAGGAAAAACCAUUCGGAGAUGGGGAAGACCAUUAGCCAGCUGGAGAGUUUGAACCGAGAGCUGCAGGAGAGGAGUCGAGCGACGGAUGGAGAGAAGGCGCAGCUGGAGAAGGAGCUUCUGCUUCUGCAGAGCACCCUGGACUCAGAACGGAGGAACAACAGUCUGGGCUCCGAGGAGAUCAGAGAGCUGCAAGCAAGGAUGGCUGGACUGCAAGAGGACAACAGAAGCCUGAAGCUCAGCCUCUCUAAAGCAGAAGGAGAACGCAAGCAGGCCCAGGAAAGAAGCAACAACCUGGAGAAGGAAAAGAACAACUUGGAGAUCGACCUGAACUACAAGCUGAAGACGUUGCAGCAGCGGCUGGAGCAGGAACAGACGGAGCACAGGGUGACGCGGGCGCAGCUCACCGACAAAUACGAGUCCAUCGAAGAGGCCAAGUCGGCUGCCAUGAAUGCCGUCCAGCAUAAGAUGUCAGAGGAGAACAUAGCGAGGAUGAGGGCGGAGAGUCGGGUGUUGGAGGUUGAGAAGCAGUGCUCCAUGUUGGAGUUUGACCUCAAGCAGUCGGUGCAGAAAAUGGAGCAGCUGAUGAAGCAAAAGGAGAGGCUGGAAGACGAGGUCAAGAAUCUGAGAAUCCAGCUGGAUCAGGAGUCCAACAAGCGGGUCAUCGCUCAGACCGACCUGAAGAGCCGCUCGCAGGAUCUGGACCGGCUGAGAUGUUCAGAGAAGCAGCUCAAGCAGGAGAUCAACACGGCGCUGGAGAACAGACGCUCGCUGGAGUUCCAGCUGGCCCAGCUGACUAAGCAAUACAGAGGCAACGAGGGACAGAUGAGGGAACUUCAGGACCAGCUUGAAGCCGAACAGUAUUUUUCUACCCUUUACAAAACUCAGGUCAGGGAGCUAAAAGAGGACAUUGAGGAGAAAAACCGGCAGGUGCAGGACACUCAAAAAAGGGUGCAGGACUUGUGCAGUGAAAGGGACUCCCUGUCUGCCCAGUUGGAUCUGACGGUGACAAAGGCCGAGUCGGAGCAGCUGGCCCGGGCGCUUCAGGAGGAGCAGUACUUUGAGCUCAACCAGGAGUACAAGAAAGCUGUGGCUCGGCACAAGCAGGAGCUCGGAGAAAAAGAGACGAUUAUUGCACAGCUUGAGGAAUCAAAUAACACUUUAAGAAAAGAUGUAGAAAAUCUCAGCAAAGAAAAGACGGACUUAAGUCAGGAGCUCCGUACUCAGGAGGAAGAAUAUGAAGCGCAGAAAGAAGAAAUUUCUAAUUCAAUAAGGGCUCAGUAUGAGAAGAGCCUCGCCAACGAACGCACGCUGAAGACUCAGGCCGUCAACAAGCUGGCUGAGAUCAUGAAUCGCCGAGACAUGAAGGCUGACCAGAAGAAGAAGGGAAGUAUGGCAGAUCUGCGCAAGAAGGAAAAAGAGAAUCGCAAGCUUCAGCUGGAGCUCAAUCAGGAGAAGGACAAGUUCAACCACAUGGCCAUCAAAUAUCAAAAGGAGCUGAGCGAGAUGCAGGCGCAACUGUCAGAUGAAUGCCUUCACCGCAACGAGCUGCAGAUGCAGCUGGCCAGCAAGGAGAGCGACAUCGAGCAGCUCCGGGAGAAACUGAACGACAUGCAGCAGCGCAUAGAAAACUCCAGCAUCACCAGCCUGCAGACCGACGAGACGGACAGCAACAUUGCAGAGUCCAGGUUGGAGGGUUGGCUGUCUAUUCCUAACCGCGCUAACAUCAAGCGAUACGGAUGGAAGAAGCAGUACGUGGUCGUGAGCAGCAAAAAGAUUCUGUUCUACAACGAUGAGCAGGAUAAGGAGCAGUCCAACCCCUCCAUGGUGCUCGACAUCGACAAACUGUUUCACGUGAGACCGGUCACACAGGGAGACGUUUAUCGGGCCGAAACCGAAGAAAUCCCCAGGAUAUUCCAGAUUCUUUAUGCCAACGAGGGGGAGUGCAGGAAGGAGUCUGAAGUGGAGACGGCUCCUCAGGGGGAUAAGACCAACUGUCUGCCCCACAAGGGCCACGAGUUCAUCCCCACCCUCUACCACUUCCCCUCCAGCUGCGAGGCGUGUUCGAAGCCUUUGUGGAACGUCUUCAAGCCGCCACCGGCCCUGGAGUGUCGGCGCUGCCAUGUGAAGUGCCACAAAGACCACCUUGACAAAAAGGAGGACGUCAUUGCUCCUUGCAAAGUAAAUUACGAUGUUACCUCAGCCCGAGACAUGCUUCUGCUGGCCCUGACCCAGGAGGAGCAGAAGAAGUGGAUCGGCCAUCUGGGAAAGAAGAUCCCCAAGACCCCGCCGGCUUCGUUUUCUAGAACCUCGCCUCGUUCUCUGUCCACCCGCUCUAUACCCAACCAGUCCUUCCGCAAGAACCCUAAAAGCAACACGGGAAAGCUGAGCUAACCAUCUGAAGCGUUGGGAUCUUUUUCUGGACCCUGAACUUUCUCCUCUUCCUCAACACAAAAAUGGGACGCCUGUACUACAGAAAGAAUUUAUUGAAAGGGCAAAAAAAAAAAACAAACAGAUCUCUAAUAGACUUGAGGCGUCACGAACAUGAAAAGGUCGAUUUCCUCCAAUCCUCUGAACUUGCAACUCUCGGUUUCUACCAGAAGAUGGCGACACUUGCAUGAAGAUGGACAGCAGAUUUGCUGAGCUCCAGCAGGCAUUCUGUGCUUCCACGUAUUAAAGAAACUGAAGUGUAAAAAAUACAAAUAAAAUAAAAAAGGGGGGGGGGUUCCUGGACUUUUGCAAGCAUUUAUUUUAAGGUACUUUUUUUUUUUCUUCAUCCAGGGACUGUAGAUCUGAAGGUUUGGUCUCAGGGGAGGAAAGUGAAUCUCUGUUCUGUCAUUUCAUCACCUCAGCUAAAUGCAAAGUGUUUCCACCUAUAAAGUGACUGAUGCCUUUAUCUAAUGUUCAUGGCCUUUUUCUUCUGUAUUCUUAUCACUCUGCAAAGGUGACCAGGCUCUGGAUAUCACAGUGGGACUUUAGUAUUAGACGUUUCGAGUGUUGAGCGACAAGCAUGCAAGAUCAUCAUUUAAAUCUAUGCAUUAUUUUUAUUGUAAUUUUGUUGCUCCAAGCCAUACGUACUGUUUCAUUGCAAUGGCAUAUAAGGAGUCAGAAACCUUCAUAGUUUUUUUUUUGGUACAUUGCUUCUGUAAUAUUUUUUCUUGUAUUCAUUGUUUUUUUUUUGUAAUGUGUUGCCUUACAUUUAUUCAUAGAUAAAUGGCUCAAAAGGAAAACAUUAAGUUAACAAAUGUAAAACUGCACUGUUUGACUUGACUGUAAAUUAUUUGUAGAAGACUAAACCGGUGUAGCAUACGGCCCACCCAGUGCCUUAACGUUUGGAUUUUUAAUUUUACUGCCAUAUCUGUUUUUGUUCAUUUGUUUCAGCAAAAUCUUUACUCUUCCAUCACAGAUUUUUGGUUUUAUUCAAACUUUUUUUUUUUUUUUGAAAAUUAAAAAAAAAAGAAAAAAAUCCCCUCAUGAGAACUUUUAUAACAGACUUUAUUGAAUUAAACUUCAAGAGUAUCUAAGGUGAGACCAACAGUUUGGAGAGAAUAUGACGUUUUCAUUCCUCGUCCGGUUAUUGCAAAGCCCCAGUGUGUAUAUACGGAGACGUACAGAUUAUUGGAAUACCUCUACAGUCCUUUGGAGUUUUUUUCUUUUCAGGAAAAAAAAAAGCACUGGAAAAAUGAUCUACUCCUGUCUUGGAUAAUUUGCAUGGAUAAAUUGCAUUGGAUUCCGCACUGAUGGAUAUGUCAAUAAACAUAUCUUUAUUGUG
Molecule: messenger RNA, 6290 nt
Organism: Oryzias latipes (Japanese medaka)
Lineage: Eukaryota; Metazoa; Chordata; Actinopteri; Beloniformes; Adrianichthyidae
Gene: rock1
Product: Rho-associated, coiled-coil containing protein kinase 1
Biological process (GO): mitotic cytokinesis; cortical actin cytoskeleton organization; peptidyl-threonine phosphorylation
Cellular component (GO): cytoplasmic stress granule; cytoskeleton; cytoplasm
Molecular function (GO): ATP binding; Rho-dependent protein serine/threonine kinase activity; small GTPase binding
Source: RefSeq, a predicted model, not a curated record